AUGACACUUCCAAUAAGUCUAGAUGACACAUUUAUACCUAAUAAGACGCAAACAUCUUUCAAUGAAAACAUAGACUACAUGUCAAAUGGCCUUGCUUUAAAUAAUCUUCAUUUGUAUCAGUGCUGGAAACAAAACAACUCUGUUUCCAUAAAAUCAAGCAAUGACGAUAUCAGUUUCAUAAUACCGUCGACCGUUUCUAAACGUUUGGAGAACGUGUGUUGGAGAAGAUGGUUUAAAAAUCUUUGUAACUUGAGCGAAAUAUCGCCAGCACAUAUCAACUGGUGCAAGGACCAGGACAUUACAUGGCUAUAUGGCCCAAAGUAUGAAGGAAGUGAGGAUUUUGAGAUUGAAACCAAUAAAGAAAGAAGUGAAGUGGUUUCUAAGAGAGAAGGUAUAAGCAUUCCUAAACUGAGCUGUUCGUCAGGAAAUGAGGAUAUAGAAAAUUUUACCUUGAGUUCUUCUAUUGAUUCAGGGAGAUCCUCAAUAACUUACGAAGUUUCGACUAGUAGCUCUACUGGAACAGUAGAGAAUUUUUUAUUCCAUUCAGGAGUCAGAUCUGCAUUAAAAAAAUCUUCUUCUAUGAAAAAGAACAAGUCAGUUAAAUUUAACUAUAUAAUAAACUCCAGAGAAAUAAUUAACAGCAUGCACUUCGAUUAUCACUUUUUAGACGGUGACUGUCUUUAA
Priceomyces carsonii is the source of this 684-nucleotide messenger RNA. RefSeq lists its product as uncharacterized. Bases 1 to 684 code for a protein of 227 amino acids. The transcript has a single exon. Lineage: Eukaryota; Fungi; Ascomycota; Pichiomycetes; Serinales; Debaryomycetaceae. The record is from RefSeq and is a predicted model, not a curated record.